This is a messenger RNA of Annulohypoxylon maeteangense, 2507 nucleotides long. RefSeq names its product serine carboxypeptidase. The record is from RefSeq and is a predicted model, not a curated record. Gene Ontology annotation, cellular component: fungal-type vacuole. The transcript is spliced from 3 exons. Bases 331 to 2334 code for a protein of 667 amino acids. Gene Ontology annotation, molecular function: serine-type carboxypeptidase activity. NCBI's taxonomy places the organism in Eukaryota, Fungi, Ascomycota, Sordariomycetes, Xylariales, Hypoxylaceae. Gene Ontology annotation, biological process: proteolysis.
CCUGUUGUUACCUUCCUUAAUUGUAUUAUAAUAGGAAAAGUCCGGUCUGGUCGACUCUUAUCUCCUGUCAAUUCUUCCUACACAUCUAGGUAAUUAUCAACCAUGCCACGCUACGCAGCCAGCGAUGCAGUCGUCUACCCUCGAAUGACGAAAGUGCGGGGAAUAAGACAAUAUCAUGCCAAGUUUCUAUCAACAUUGAAAGUAAAUUAGUUGAUAAAUACCUAGAUAGGCACGUAGGUAGGUAGGUAUGUAUAUGUAAUGGGAGUAAAUCAUAUCAUAGCACAUGUUGGAUAGAUUCGUUAUCUUGUUGCCUCGCUACGAUAUAAUAAGAUGUCGUUGACCAGAUUUCAAGCUGUCUUUGGUCUUUCUUUACUGAUUCCGGUUGUUCAAGCUCAAUUUCCCCCGACGCCCGAAGACGUCACCGUUCUUAAAUCUAGGUUUGGCAACGGAGUCACGAUUAGUUAUAAAGAGCCAGGUAUCUGCGAGACGACGCCGGGUGUCAAAUCCUAUGCUGGCUACGUCCAUCUUCCACCUAACUCACUCGAGGACUUGGGGGAGGACCAAGACUACCCUAUCAAUACCUUCUUCUGGUUCUUCGAAGCUCGGAAUGACCCUGAGAACGCACCGUUGUCUAUAUGGCUGAAUGGCGGUCCGGGAAGUAGCUCAUUGUACGGGCUCUUCACCGAGAACGGUCCUUGCUAUGUCAAUUCUGACUCUAACUCAACUACACUGAGCCAGUGGGCAUGGAAUACAGAUGUCAAUAUGUUAUUUCUCGAUCAGCCGACUCAAGUGGGCUUCUCAUAUGACACAUUACAAAACGUCACCAAGAAUCUUAUCUCUGGACAGACUGUUAAGCUUGAUGAGUCAGACUCCAUCCCUGAGCAAAAUACGACUCUCCUAGUCGGUACAUAUCCAAGUCAGGAUAGAACCCAUACGGCCAGAGGCACUCGCAACGCUGCCAUUGCCUUGUGGCAUUUUGCACAGACUUGGUUUCAAGAAUUCCCUGGUUACCAUCCGAACGAUUCCCGGAUCAGUCUGGCCACUGAGUCGUACGGCGGUAGAUACGGCCCGGCUUUCACUGCCUUUUUCGAAGAGCAGAAUCAGAAGAUCGAGAAUGGCACCUGGAACGGUACAGAGGGAGAGAACUACACCAUCAAUCUUGAUACGCUUAUCCUCAUUAAUUCCUGUAUCGACCGCCAAGUUCAGUGGCCAGCUUACCCGCACAUUGCCUAUAACAACACGUAUGGCCUGGGAACAGUCAACGAAUCUAUCUACCUACAAAUGGUAGAGGCUCUCGAUAAACCCGGUGGAUGCCGUGAUCAAAUCGAUGAUUGUCGCGUUCUAGCACUUGUUUACGACCCCGACAACAUUGGCAUCAACGAUACCGUGAACAAAGUGUGUUCAGAUGCAGAGACAUUCUGCUCCAAUAAUGUCAGGGGCCCAUAUCUCGAGUAUUCGGGUCGCAACUAUUACGAUUACGCGUCUCUCGACCCCAACCCCUUCCCGGCCCCCUUCUUUGGUCUCUAUCUCAACCAACCGCAUGUCCAAAGGGCGAUAGGCGUCCCCAUCAACUACACCCAAUCUUCAGGUGCCGUAGCUUCUGCUUUUAGGGCCAUAGGGGAUUAUCCCCGGCCAGGAUGGAUCGAGGAUCUCACGUUCCUGCUAGAAAACGGAAUAAAAGUUCACCUCAUGUACGGCGACCGAGAUUACGCCUGUAACUGGAUCGGUGGCGAGGCCGUCAGCUUGGCCGUCAACUACACGGGAACUGAAAAGUUCCACGCGGCGGGAUACACAGAUAUCGUCGUGAAUGACACGUACGUUGGUGGACAAGUCCGUCAGUAUGGCAACUUUUCAUUCUCGCGUGUAUACGAGGCCGGGCACGAAGUCCCCGCAUACCAACCCGAAACGGCAUAUAAGAUGUUUCACCGCGCCCUAUUUAAUAAAGAUAUCGCGACUGGUACUGUCGACCUUGUUGAUAACCCUGAAUACGUCACCCAGGGUCCCUCUGACACGUGGGCGAUUAAGAACCAGGACCCUCCCGACUUGUUGCAUUUCUGUUAUGUGUACGACACUUCUACGUGUACCGAGGAGCAGAUCGAGAGUGUGCUCAACGGUACGGCUGUUAUAAUCAGCGGUAUUAUCAAGGAUGGGAACUCGACUCGGUUAUUCCCAGAGAUAUUUAGUGGCAACAGCAGUCCUUCGUCUACUACGGCCCCCGCCUCCGCAACGACUACAAGUAGUGCUGCGACUCAUAUCGCGCGAGAUGGGGUCGAUGCACUGAUUCUCGGGGUUUGGGCUAUGGCAUUAAUAUUGAUACAUGCCCUAUUGACAUGAUUAUAGUGAAUGGAUAGGUUAUCUUGGUACCACAGCAUUAACUCGUCGGUAUGUGUUAACAACAGCGAAAUAUACCUACCUAGGUAGAUAUUCUGCCGAUACAAACUGAAGUUUGCUGCCAUAUGAAUUAGUCAGGACUACGUGAAUAGGUAUGGAUAGGUAUAUAAUCGAAG